Molecule: messenger RNA, 1728 nt
Organism: Fusarium sp. VM40
Lineage: Eukaryota; Fungi; Ascomycota; Sordariomycetes; Hypocreales; Nectriaceae
Source: the annotation of a GenBank genome assembly
AUGACGAGCACACAAGAGAACAAUGGCUGGUUGCGCCAGAUGUUUGGCAACACUGGCUACCAGGAGCUACCAACGACUACCGUCAAGGACCAUGCCGAGUCAAACACACAGAUUAUCCCCAAGCGAUUUCUCCGACUCUCGACAAGAGGCUUUUGUCUUCUCGUCGCGGCUAUUAUUUUUGUCCCCACGCUUUUAGCUCUUGCGGCACUUGAGGGCCGACAAUAUCUUUCUGAUGGAACAGCUGAUGUGUUCGACAUGUCCGGAACUGUAGAGCCUGUUACAGAAGCCGGCAAAGGUGUUGCUACCAUACCUGGAAGCAUCCCAGUGAUGGCCAACCCUCCCGCAGUAUCAACGCAGAAUGUCCUCAACCGCAGGCUCGUCAUUCUUCUCCCUGCAAACUCCCCUGGCGCCAACCUGUGCAAAGUCAUGAUGACAGCCAUUGCACUUGGCUAUCCCACACCCAUCAUUAUCAACUGGGGAAAGAGUGGUUCUCAUCUUGCCAAGAUCGGCGGUAUCCUCGACUACCUCGACUGGAGCGCGAAAGAGGGCCCCAAAAGCGGUAACCACCUGGAGGAAGAUGACCUUGUCAUGGUUGCCGACAGUGCAGAUUCGUGGUUCCAGCUCCCUCCCAGUGUGCUGCUUCACCGUUACCAUCAGACCAACGCCGAGGCCAACGAGCGACUCCAGAAACAGUGGACAGGCAAAUCCGAGAUGCCCAUGAAGCAGACCAUCAUUGUGUCCGCACAGAAGAGGUGCUGGCCCCAACUCAAGGCUGGCUCCAACCUGCACUGCAGUGAGCUUCCAGAGAGCCCUCUUCGCAAAGAUAUGUACGGACCCGAGACAGACAAUGAUCCUGAUGGGCGCUACGUGAACUUCCGGGUCAGGUACAUCAACAGUGGUGCCUUCAUUGGACCCGUCGGCGACAUGCGACGAUACUUCCGUCGUGCCCAAGAGCUUUACGUGGCUAGCAAGGCCAUUCAGACCACCAACUUCUACAGCGACCAAGGAUUCUUUGGUGAGAUCUGGGCAGAGCAGGAGAUGUGGCGCACAUGGCGACGAGAGAUUGGCGAUUCCAUUGAUCCCCAGAACAACGUUUCCACUAUGGUCCGCGACCGGCUCGAGUUCCAUGUUGGUCUCGACUACAACCAAACCAUCUCUAUCCCCACUGUUUUCGAGGAAGAUGAUGGUGACCUUGUGACUCUCAACAACCAGACUUCCAUAGCUGAGCGUUCCAGAAAGCUUCAGAUCGAACCUGUUCGCCUGACCAAUCUCCCCAGUGAGAUCCUCAACGCUACAAAUCCUCUCGAGCGUAUCUUGACCCCAUCAGAGAAACGCACCCUCAACUGGGGCGACAUGACUCUGUACGCCGACUUCUUCACCACCGCCAUCCCUGUCAACGUUCAUCACAACGCCCACAUCCACAACCUCAAGCAACGGCUAGUUUGGUGGUGGCCCCGCAUGUGGUUCUUCCCCCACCUGCGUGAACUUGUCACAGCCCAGCUCAAGGAGCCUAGACAAUCACCUCUCGGUCGGGUAGAGACCCUCGAGGGCAGGGCUGUGUACUGGGGCCUUGCGGCGUACAAGGAGAUCAGACGGUUCAUGCCUAAGCAGAAGGCAUUGGUUAAAACAGAUUUCGAAAGCAUAUGCCAGUCGAAUUGGGCCAAGAAGAAGAAGCGGAACUGGUGGGAUGUGGUGUUUAUGGAUGGGGAGGGAACAUUCAAACUUUAA